Esox lucius (northern pike) is the source of this 2318-nucleotide messenger RNA. RefSeq names its product insulin-like growth factor binding protein 6b (gene igfbp6b). Gene Ontology annotation, molecular function: insulin-like growth factor II binding; insulin-like growth factor I binding; fibronectin binding. The transcript is spliced from 4 exons. The coding region runs from base 347 to 955 and encodes 202 amino acids. Gene Ontology annotation, cellular component: extracellular region. Lineage: Eukaryota; Metazoa; Chordata; Actinopteri; Esociformes; Esocidae. Gene Ontology annotation, biological process: regulation of insulin-like growth factor receptor signaling pathway. The record is from RefSeq and is a predicted model, not a curated record.
GCUCUCUCUCUCCCUCUCUCUCCCUCUCUCCCUCUCUAUCACCGCCUUUCAGAUCUUUAAAAGCCGCUGCUUUGCCGUGUCUCCCUCCAUCUCUGUUUGUCUCCUCUCCCACUGCAGGGGGUUCCUGGCUGAGCACCAAGCAAAGCCGAAGAGACGGGAAGAAGACGGAGAGAGAGAGGGAAGAGAGAAAGGAGAGAGAAAUAUACAUCCAGAAAUAGCAUCGGCCACAUUUGACUGACUGAGAGAGAGAGAGAGAGAGAGAGAGAGAGAGUGAGUGAGAGAGAGAGAGAGAGGGAGAGAGACAGAUCUGUGGAGCUGAACCUGAGACCUGGACAGAAAAAAAAAAAUGCCUCUCCUUCCUAACUUAACGACCAUUGUCUUGUUGCUGAUUGCUCACUGCGAGUCUUGGACUCACGCUAACCGCCUGGGCCCCUACAAGGGCUGUCCCUCCUGUAGAGAACCUCUGGGGGCAGGUCGGGCGACCAGGGACCAUAUUGGGCAGACAGGCAGCGCAUCCGCGUUGGCCCAGGGAGAGCCCUGUGGCGUGUACACCCUGAGCUGUGCCAAGGGGCUGCGCUGCGUGCCCCCUCCCCGAGAGCACAGCCCCCUCCAGGCUCUGCUGCAGGGCAGGGGCUUUUGCACCAAGCACAGCAGGACCAGUCCCACGGAGAGGCCCCACCCCACAGGUCCACAUCCAUCACACAGUGGUGAAAUAGAAAAGGCACCUUGCCGUAAGCUGCUCAACGGUGUUCUGCGUGGUCUUGAGCUCACCGUCUUCCAGUCGGACCGUGACAUCUACAUCCCCAAUUGUGACACUCGGGGCUUCUACAGGAAAAAGCAGUGUCGCUCCUCCAAGGGCAUGCAGCGUGGCCACUGUUGGUGUGUGGAUGAGCUGGGCACCGCCUUGCCGUCCCGCGCCAGCGAGGACGGCACUUUACCAUGCGACGGCGAGUGAGGGAGGUCUCUGUCGCACAACUUUGAGCCUAGAGGAGGGGGAGUAGGGGGAGGAGGAGUACAGGGAGAGGGGGUGGCUUUAGCUUGUGGUAGACACGGCCUGGACAGGAGACACCAGGGAUGUACCACUUCCUAUGGAAUUACCCCAAAUUAGCUCACUGUCCUCUAGUCAAGAAACAUCCAAACAAAGACAAACAUCUGCCGUACUAGGAUAGCAACAUAAAGUGGGAUGUUCAACAGUCUGUGGCUACAGUAACGGUCCCUUGAACCAUUCCCUGUAGCUGACCUUACAUUGUCGCCUCGUAACUCACUGCCUCAAGUACGAUAAGCUGUAUUUCUCAGUAAUGAAUUCCCUGGUUCUUGUCCUGGCUUAGUCCGUCCGUCCGUUCGUUCGUUUGUCGUAGAAUUUUUCGUUUUAUAGGAUAGCUGACACUGCCUGUGUUUGACAUUGACUCAGUGGGCUGAAAUACUGUUACGCUGGUGUUGGUGUGACACAAUGUUUGAAAAUGUGUCUCCGUCACCAUCCUCUCUCCCUCUCUCCAAAGAUACACUGACGUUAUAUUUACUUAAUUAAAUUGAUGAAUAUUCCUUUUCUAUUUAAUUUAUUUUGGAGUUUGUAUUUCCAUGCAGUACUGCUUGAAAUUUAGACUUGUCCUAUAAUCGUGUCAGAAAAAAAAACAGUCAUGUGAAACAGUCCAUUGUUGUUCAGAUGACGUUCUGACCGCUCUAAUAGUUGAUUGUUUGUACAUAUGUUGGAUUCCUGUGGUUGACAGUGUGUGUUCCGAAGUGGCAGACAAAAAAUGCGUAUGGCUGUUGCCCUUUUCAAGAAGUUGUUAAGCAUAUUUUUAUACAUGUCAAUAUAAUAUUUUAUAAAUAAAUUGUUGGUUUAUUUAAUGAACUACAAUGCCAUGUAUUUUUAUAUUGUCAGCAGUUUUUUUUUUUUUCAACAGAGGUUAUUUUAUUUUGUCGCUAGUGAGUUUUGGGCUUUGGACGUAGUAACACCCUGAGGGGGAAACUCACCACACACAUCUGAGCUAUUCAACUGCUGUACAUGUUAUAAUUUUUAUUGCAAUAUUUUUCUUUUAUUUAUAUUUUGACCAUUUAACAAUGGAAUGUAUCAUGGUAAUGUUUUUGCUUUUGUGCUUAUUUUGAAUAUGUUACAGUUACUUGUCUUUCCCAAGUCCUCAUGAGAAACGUUGAAUUGUGUGAUAAACUGUGUGAUGAGAAAAUCUAUUUCUCAUGAAUCUUGUUGUGCCAAUGUAUGUGCUGUGAUCGCAGGUCCAUGCACAGGGGGCCUAUAAGAUUUACAAAGGCUAAAAUAAAAUAUGAUAUCAAAAUGGAUAAAAAUAAAAUAAAUACAUAUA